Molecule: messenger RNA, 969 nt
Organism: Insectozyma verbasci
Lineage: Eukaryota; Fungi; Ascomycota; Pichiomycetes; Serinales; Debaryomycetaceae
Source: the annotation of a GenBank genome assembly
AUGUUUGAUUCAAUUGCAACAUCGUCAACAACAACAACAACAACAACAACCAGCACAAGUCAAUCUUUAAAUUAUCCAUUUACAUCAAGUAUACAGAAUAAUAGUCAAAGUAAACCCAAAGAUUCACAAUCACUAGCGCCUUCAUUUGAUUUAUCUUCAAAUUCUAAUUCUGAUUCUACUUCAAAUUCAUCAACUAAUUCAAGUUUAUUUUCAGAAAUACCGUUACUUAAUCAUUAUAGUACUAAUUUUAUAAUGGCACCACCUCAACCUCAAACUAGUCUAUCACCAAUAGGUCAACAACAAAUACAACCAUCUUCUACACAAGAAUAUUCUUAUCAACAACCGAUUCCAUUAAAUCAAUCACCUCAUUUAGUACAACAAUCUCAUUUAUCUUCAUCUCCUUCAUCUUCAGGAGCUACGCAAGGCUCAGGUUCAACUCAAAUACAGCCAAAUCCUACUAUAAUAUCACCAUCUAUGAUUUCAGGUACUGGUGCAUCAUCAAACCCACCAAUGAUAAAUUCUAAAAUUAAUUCAAAAUUUUCAAAUCAUGAUAUACAAAUUUUAAAGCAAUUAUUAAUAGCUGGUGAAAAACAUAAAUGGAAACAAAUUACAAAAGAAAUUAAUCAAUCUACAAAUCAUAAUAAUCAUGUAUUAGCUGCUAUUCAAUUAGCUGCAGAAAAAGGUCAAACUUAUUAUGGAAAUUUAACAGGUGGUGGUUAUUCAAAUAAAAGAGUAGUUAAUGGUAAUUCACCAAAAAAUAUUCAUCAUCUUACAAGUUCAAAUAUUCCAACUAAAAAUGUAAGUCCAACUUUUGUUGUCAAACAAUAUCAACAAUUAUUAGGAUUACCUAAUAAUACUUUAUUUUUUGGUAGUUUACAAUCUAGUUUACCUUAUGUUGUAGCUGAAAAUGGUUGGAAUGAUAUACCUCAAGAUGCUUAUAAUUAUGGUUUUAAUAAUGAUGGUGAAUAA